This is a messenger RNA of Pecten maximus, 2057 nucleotides long. RefSeq lists its product as uncharacterized. NCBI's taxonomy places the organism in Eukaryota, Metazoa, Mollusca, Bivalvia, Pectinida, Pectinidae. Bases 176 to 1894 code for a protein of 572 amino acids. Gene Ontology annotation, molecular function: zinc ion binding. The transcript has 2 exons. The record is from RefSeq and is a predicted model, not a curated record.
GGCCACUUUCCAAUUCAGCGCCACCUGGCGGAUCAUAAUCCAAGAUGGCGGCGUAUGGUGUGUCCGUGUCACAGCACAUGUUUUUAGUGUUUUAUCAGCGCUACGCGUCAAAUUAGACUUUUUCCAGAAAAUCUUCGUGCUUAAAUGCGUAUAUAGGUACCAACAACAAGUAACCAUGUCUCGAAAAAGAAAUCAUGAGGAGAUGAACCAGUCUGCAUCUACUGACCGUACACUGCACUGUGUUUGCAAGACCCCAGAAGAUCCAGAAAAAAUAAUGGUUAGAUGUGAUCUCUGUGAUGAUUGGUUCCAUCCAUCUUGUGUUAAUCUUGAUGAAGAAGAAGCUAAGAACAUUGCAAAAUGGUUUUGUCCUGGCUGCUGUGAACUAAUGAAAAUAAACCCUUUAAUUUCAAAAAAAGGACUCCUUAGUUUUCAAGGACGCGUGGCACCAACGACAGGAUGGGGUGAAGAUUUCCCUAUUGAGGACAUCGAUGAAAGUGUUCUUGACUUUGUGAAAACAAAACGCCACAGGGUUGAAGGCUGGACACUAUUCCGAGAGGGAAAAAUAACAGGUUUGAGCAGUACCACAACUGGAAACUUGAUAUAUUUCAGAGGUCAAUGCCAAGCUGCAAUGAAGCAGAAAACUUAUAACAUAUACAUGUGCCUGAAACAUGGAGGAACAAAAUUAAAGUGGGGGACAUGCUCAUGUCCAGCAGGAAUAGAUGGGCAAUGUAAGCACCUUGUAGCCACAUUGUUCUGUCUUAUUGACUUUCACCGCCAGGAUGUAAAAACAAUGCCCGAUGUGAAAACAUGCACAGACAAGUUGCAAUUGUGGCAUGUUAGAAAACCAACGUCUGAUGAGCCUCUUCUGUUCAGAGACAUCAACUUUGUCAAACAUGAUCCGUUUAAGACCGUGAAGAAGGAUUUGUGUGCAGCUGCAGCUACUCAUAACCCUGUGCCCGAGUUUGCCAGAUCUGUUACAGGUAAUGAUCUAACCAAACUUGUUAACCUGUUUGAUGCAUCAGGUUUAAACCUUCCAGUGUUGGACACCAUUCGAGAAAACAAUUUCAAACCUGUGGCAUGUAGGCAACGCUGUGAUGUAAACCUAGACGCAGAUUUGUUUGAGAUGGUUGACAAUACUAGCUUCAGUGAAAUAGAAUUGCCACAGGCACUCAAAUCAGACAUCCAGCAACAUUACCUAGUUAAUGUGAGUGUAGACACCCAAAGAGCCAAGUUCAUAGAGAAAAAUACAAGGCUACAGAGCAAGACUUCAUUCUGGUUUAAUGAGAGACAAUACCGUAUUACUGCAUCUAACUUUGGUGUUUUUUGUCGCCUGAAAAAUACAACAGACCCUGUGAAUACGUUUCAACAAAAGAAGAAGUUUUUCACGUCAAAAAGUGUCCGUCACGGUAUCAAUUAUGAAGCUCAAGCCUUGGCUUUGUAUCAAAAGGAAAAACCAUGUGCUAGUUCACCAGUUGGUCUUGUUGUAAACCCCAAACUACCCCAUCUUGGAGUGACACCUGAUAGACUAGUAAAAGUCAACAAUGAGAUUAGACUGGUGGAAAUCAAAUGUCCAUACUCUGUAUUCAAGAAGAAGACAAGUAUAUUAUCACAAAUGAAGGAGAAAAACUUUUAUUUGGAAAAAAACCCGACAACUGGUGAAAUCCAACUCAAAAAAUCCCACGACUACUUUUAUCAAGUGCAAGGACAACUGAAUUUGUGUGGAAUAGAGAAGUGUGACUUUGUAGUAUUCGUUCCUCCGGAAGACAUUGCCAUAGUAGAGAUACAUCGUGAUUCAGAGUUUUUCUGUUCUAAUAUGUUGCCUAAACUCAACAGUAUCUAUUUCAGCCAUUUGCUCCCACAUUUUGUUGAUUGUCUCCGCACAAAAGAUCAGUGAAGGUCUCGACUUGUAUUGUUUAGUACAAGAGGCACAUGCAAUACCCAUCCAGACUGACAUUUUAAAUACAAACUUUACUUUAUGUAUAUUGAAAAAUGGUGUGUAGCCAUAUAUUUUCGCAUGUUGACUAGAUUCUUUCAAUGUGUUGAUUAUCAUAAUUAUC